Messenger RNA from Lathyrus sativus (Indian pea), 2709 nucleotides. NCBI's taxonomy places the organism in Eukaryota, Viridiplantae, Streptophyta, Magnoliopsida, Fabales, Fabaceae. The record is from the annotation of a GenBank genome assembly.
AUGGAAGCUUUGGGUGUAAUCUGGGAAAUCGCUAAAAGUUUGUUCAGUUGCACAAAAGCACAAGCUGCCUAUGUUUAUAAGCUGCAGGAAAAUCUGGAAUCAUUGAUGAAAAAAUGGAAAGAUCUUGAAAACAAGAAAAAGGAUGUGCAAACAGAAAUUGAUAGAGCUGAGAGCACAGGAGUCAUGAAAAGAUCUAAUGAAGUGAUUGGUUGGCUACAUGAAUUUCAAAAUUUUGAAGAGAAAAUGAAAGACAUUCCCAAUUCUCAAGAAGUUCAAAGUAACCAAUGUUUGAAUGGUUAUUUGCCAAAGAAUGGUGUGUCAAGCUACAAGUUAGGGAAAACAAUUGUUAAGAGGCUUGAUGACAUAAACGGCCUGCUAGUUAGAGCUGGGAAUAUGCAGAUUGCUCUGAAGCAACCACCUAAACCUAUAGAUGAGAUGCCUUCUAGUGAGACUAUAGGUUUAGACGUUAUGGUUCAGAAAGUAUGGAAUUCUCUUCAGGAUGACACUGUUGCUGUAAUUGGUUUAUAUGGAAUGGGUGGGGCUGGAAAAACAACUCUUAUGAAAAGAAUUCACAGUGAAUUACAAACGAGGGAUCAUAGUUUCGAUCUAGUAUUAUGGGUAGUUGUUUCUAGAGAUUGUGAUAUCAAUAAACUAAUGAAUGACAUCGGCAAUAAAUUAGGAAUUGAGGAAGGUUUUUGGAAUAGAAGUGCUACAGACCAAAGAGUAGCAAAGAUUUAUGACCGAUUGAAAGGAAAAAAGUUUUUAUUGAUGUUAGAUGAUUUGUGGGGAAAGCUAGAACUAGAAGCAAUAGGAGUUCCUGAUCCAAAAAAAAAUAACAAAUCAAAAGUAAUGUUUACAACACGAUCUGAAGAUGUGUGUGCUAAAAUGCAAUCUCAAAAGAAAUUCAAAGUGGAAUUAUUAUCAGAGAAAGAUGCAUUUGAUUUGUUUUGUAACAAAGUAGGUGAUGAGACUCUAAAAUGCCACACGGAGAUCCCAAAGAUAGCACAUGAAAUGGCUAAAGAAUGCAGAGGAUUGCCGCUAGCAUUAAUCACUGUGGGAAGUGCCAUGGCUGGAGUGAAAAGUUUUGAAGCUUGGAUGGUUGCGAAAAAUAACUUGAGGAGUUCUCAUUGGACAGCCUCAGAUUUAGAGGAUAAAGUUUUUCAUAUUCUCAAGUUUAGCUACGACAAACUUCCUGAUGCACAUAAAAAUUGCUUCUUGUACUGCGCACUAUACCCAGAAGAUUUUGAAAUAGACAUUAAUGACCUUAUUGAUCGAUGGAUCGCUGAGGAAUUUCUCAAUAAAGAUGAUAUGAGUAUAUAUGAUAUGUACAACCAAGGUAAGUCUGUUAUUGAAAAAUUAAUACUUUCGUGCCUAUUAGAGGAGAGGAUUCGUACCAAUCGUAGUCUUUAUCAUAGAAGGAAUAUUAGGACAGUUAAGAUGCAUGAUGUGAUUAGAGAUAUGGCAUUAUGGUUAGCUCGAGAUGAAGACGAAAACAAAGACAAAGUUGUAGUUCAGGGAAAAGUAUUUUCCAUGUCAAAAAUGGAUUCUAAAAGAUUGAAUGCUGUUGAGAGGAUUUCAGUGAUAACUGAUGAGGAUUGUAAUAAAAACUGGAAUUUUCCAGCUUGUCCAAAUCUCAUCACUGUUUGCUUACGCAUUAAACACUUGUUCUUCAGUUAUAAUCCUACUUCUUCAACAAAUUUACAGUUAUUGAAAAGGUUGAGAGUAUUGGAUAUAUCAUAUACUGUAUUUCUUCAGCAAAUCUCCCCUGAAAUAGGUGAGUUAAUCAACUUGGAGUUCCUUAACAUUUCAGGAACAUCAGUAUCUUCGUUUCCCAUUGAAUUCAAGAAGUUGCAAAAUUUGAGGGUAUUCCUUAUGGAUGAUAUGAGAUCCUAUGAUGCUGAGGUCAGUCCAUUGGCAGUGAUAGAAAGUCUUGAACAAUUAAAGGUGUUUAGAUAUAGCACAAUUCAUCUAUAUAGCCGUGUUGUAGAAAGAGAAAUAUCAUUACUAGAGAAAUUGGAAUCCUUGCCAAAUUUGGAGGAACUGAGCAUCGAAUUAACUAGCUUCACUAGUGUGCAAAGACUAUUUCACUCCACCAAAUUACGAGGUUGCUCUCGACAUCUUAGGCUUUUUUGGAAGGAAGUAGACUCAGUUGAAAUGUCAUCAUUAUUAGAACCCUUGUCAAAAAUGACUCAUUUGGAAUGCAUAAGUCUUACAGCACCAUACAGCCUUGUGGAUGGUUCAUCGGUCCCUGGGAAAUGCCAUCUUGGCAAGCUUCAACAAGUGCGCAUAGGUGCUUGUUAUUCAAUUACUCAUUUGACCUGGUUGAGGUAUGCUCCGCUUCUCGAGUAUCUUGUUGUUUAUGAUUGUUUUUCAGUUGAACAAAUCGUGAAGGAAACCAAAGAUGACGAAGAUGUUGGCUCAGAAUUUAAGAAUGAUAAUAUAUUCUCAAAUCUUAUACAACUUGAACUUUCAAAGAUGCCAAAGCUAGUAAGCAUCCACAAAAGAGCUUUGGCUUUUCCUUCCCUAAAACGCAUUCGUGUAACUGAUUGCCCCAAUCUGAGGAAGCUUCCUUUCAACUCCACCUUUGCUUCCAAAGACAACUUGGUUGCAAUCCAAGGAAGGAUCAAGUGGUGGGACAAUUUAGAGUGGGAUGACACAAUUAUCCAACACUUACUACGUCCUAAAUUUCAAACAUGGCUACGCUGGUGA